Molecule: messenger RNA, 6603 nt
Organism: Trichoplax adhaerens
Lineage: Eukaryota; Metazoa; Placozoa; Uniplacotomia; Trichoplacea; Trichoplacidae
Exons: 43
Coding region: 1-6603 (2200 amino acids)
Biological process (GO): L-glutamine metabolic process; 'de novo' pyrimidine nucleobase biosynthetic process
Cellular component (GO): cytoplasm
Molecular function (GO): ATP binding; metal ion binding; hydrolase activity, acting on carbon-nitrogen (but not peptide) bonds, in cyclic amides
Source: RefSeq, a predicted model, not a curated record
AUGUCGGCCGUACUUCAACUAGAAGAUGGCUAUCAAAUGACGGGAACACUUUUUGGUGCACCAAUCAGUGUUACUGGUGAAAUUGUAUUCCAAACUGGCAUGGUCGGAUAUCCGGAAUCAUUAACCGAUCCUUCGUACUGUAAACAAAUUUUGGUUUUAACAUAUCCCUUAAUCGGUAAUUAUGGUGUACCUAAAGAGGAAUUUGAUGAGUUUGGCAUAAUCAAAGGGCUAGAAUCAAAUAAGAUUCACGUGGCCGCCCUUGUCAUCGAUAAUCUUUGCGACGAAUUUAGCCAUUGGAAUGCUAACAAGUCCUUGUCUGACUGGUUAGCUGAAAAUAAUGUCCCUGGAAUAUGUGACAUUGAUACUAGAGAACUGACUAAAAGGAUUCGUGAGAAAGGUUGCAUGAAAGCUAAGGUAAUCGUUAAGGACGACGAUUCAAGUAAAGUUCCUUUCAUAGAUAUUGGCAGUGAAAAUCUAGUGGAAAUUGUAUCUGUAAAGGAACCUAAAAUAUACAAUCCUGACGGAGAUGUAAGCAUUGUCGCUGUCGAUUGUGGUAUCAAAUAUAACCAGAUCCGCUGCCUUGUGACUAGAGGAGCUCGUGUUAAAGUAGUGCCGUGGAAUUAUUACCUUGACAGUUCUGAAUAUGAUGGUUUGUUUUUAAGCAAUGGUCCUGGCGAUCCAGUGAGAUACCAGGCAACGAUAUCCAAUGUUCAACGAAUUCUGAAUGAAACCUCACCUAAACCUGUCUUUGGAAUUUGCCUUGGUCAUCAGUUAAUGUCCCUAGCUGUUGGUGGUAAAAUUAUAAAAAUGCGAUAUGGCAAUCGUGGUCAUAACCAACCAUGUAUUCACCACGAAACUGGUCGUUGUUUUAUCACAACUCAAAAUCAUGGAUACGCUGUUGAUAAAGUGCAAUCUUUGAAAGAUUGGUCGGUCCUCUUUACUAAUGCGAAUGAUGAUACCAACGAGGGUAUUGUACACGAUCGAUUUCCUUUUUUUUCUGUUCAAUUUCACCCUGAGCACAGAGGAGGGCCGCAAGAUUUAGAGCAGUUAUUUGAUGAAUUUCUAUCGAUAGUACGUGACCAUAAAUCAGGAAAAGAUUAUAGUAAACUAUCGCCAAAAAUUCGCCUACAUAAUCGCUUCCUAACUAAUCAGGCAUGUGGCAAGGCUCAAACAAAUGCAAAAAAGGUUCUUUUACUUGGAUCUGGGGGCUUGUCUAUCGGACAAGCUGGCGAAUUCGAUUAUUCAGGUUCUCAGGCUAUUAAGGCUCUGAAAGAAGAAGGUAUAUACACAAUACUUGUAAAUCCGAAUAUUGCCACGGUUCAGACAUCGAAAGGAUUAGCUGACAAAGUUUACUUCUUACCAAUUACUCCUUCAUAUGUAUCUCAGAUUAUUAAGAGUGAACGUCCUGAUGGGAUCCUGCUAUCAUUUGGAGGGCAGACAGCGUUAAAUUGUGGUGUCGCUUUAAAGGAGAGCGGUGUCUUAGAUCAAUAUAAUAUUCAAGUUCUCGGAACAUCGAUACAGUCAAUUAUCUGUACUGAAGAUAGACUAAAAUUUGCUAAGAAACUGGAAGAGAUUAAUGAAUCUAUUGCUCCUAGUAAAGUUGCCUAUACUGUCGACGAGGCGAUAAAUGCGGCUGAAGCACUCGGCUAUCCUGUGCUAGUUCGUGCAGCAUUUGCCCUUGGCGGUCUUGGUUCAGGAUUUGCUGAAAAUAAGCAAGAAAUGAUUUCAGUUGCAAAAUCAGCUUUUGCUCAUACGAAACAAUUAUUAAUUGAUAAAUCGUUACGCGGAUGGAAAGAAAUUGAAUACGAAGUUGUUCGAGAUGCUUAUGAUAAUUGUAUUACGGUUUGUAAUAUGGAAAAUGUUGAUCCUUUGGGUAUACACACUGGUGAAUCUAUUGUUGUUGCUCCUAGUCAAACACUGACCAAUGAAGAAUAUAAUCGGUUACGAUCUGUAGCCAUUAAGACUAUCAGACACCUUGGAGUUAUUGGAGAAUGUAACAUUCAAUAUGCUGUUGAUCCAGCUAGCGAUAAGUAUUGUAUUGUCGAAGUUAACGCAAGAUUAUCCCGUAGUUCUGCAUUGGCAUCAAAAGCAACGGGAUAUCCUCUCGCUUAUAUUGCUGCUAAGCUUUCGCUUGGAUUCAGCCUAGCUGCACUACGUAAUUCGGUAACAAAUUCUACAACAGCCUGUUUUGAACCAAGCCUUGAUUACGUAGUUGUUAAGAUACCUAGAUGGGAUUUAUCUAAAUUUGCACGUGUUGAUACAAAGAUUGGUAGCUCUAUGAAAAGCGUAGGAGAAGUAAUGGCAAUUGGUAGAAAAUUUGAGGAAGCUCUACAGAAGGCAUUAAGAAUGGUAGACGACCACUGCUUGGGCUUUGAACCUGAAUCUACUGAUGUUAACGAAGAGGAAUUAAUGUUUCCAUCGAAUAAGCGGAUCUAUGAAAUUGCAUCUGCGUUGAGGAAUAAUUAUACUAUUGACCGAUUACACAAAUUAACCAAAAUUGAUCCAUGGUUUUUACAUAGAAUGAAAGCAAUAAGUGAAUUUAUGGUCAAGAUGUCCAAGUAUAAGGGAAAGCUACAAGAAAUUCAGAAAUCUACUCUGUCACAUGCGAAGAAAUUAGGAUUUUGUGAUAAACAGAUAGCAAAAUAUUUAGAAAGCACUGAACUAGCUGUCCGAUAUAAGAGAAUUGAUCUUGGAAUUCACCCAUUUGUUAAACAAGUUGACACCGUAGCUGCAGAGUACCCAGCAUGCACCAAUUACCUCUAUUUAACUUAUAAUGGUUCAUCGCAUGAUGUUAAAUUCCAGAAUUUGAAACAUGUUCUGGUUUUGGGAUCUGGUGUCUACAGAAUUGGAAGUAGUGUAGAGUUUGAUUGGUGCGCAGUUAACUGUAUUAGGCAACUUCGUAAGCUGGGUAAAAAGACAAUAAUGGUAAAUUAUAAUCCUGAAACUGUUAGUACGGACUAUGACGAAUGUGAUAAAUUGUAUUUUGACGAAAUUUCGUUUGAGACCGUUAUGGACAUUUACGAAAUGGAACAACCGGAAGGAGUCAUACUAUCGAUGGGUGGUCAGUUGCCUAACAAUAUCGCAAUGCCACUUCAUAGGCAGCAGGUCAAAAUCUUGGGAACAUCCCCAGAGCAGAUUGACAAUGCUGAAAAUCGUUAUAAAUUUUCUCGAUUGCUUGAUGUCAUCAAGAUCAAGCAGCCACUAUGGAAAAAUCUUACGAAUAUGGAAAGCGCCGAGAAAUUCUGCGACGAAGUUGGUUAUCCGUGUUUGGUUCGUCCAUCAUAUGUCUUAAGUGGUGCAGCAAUGAAUGUAGCAAGCUCUCGCGAAGAGCUAGAGACGUAUUUGCAUAGUGCGGUCGCAGUAUCAAGAGAUCAUCCUGUAGUAAUAUCUAAAUUUAUAACGGAAGCAAAGGAAAUUGAUGUCGAUGCUGUCGCACUAGAAGGGACAAUUGUUGCUUUGGCUGUAUCUGAACAUAUCGAAAAUGCUGGCAUUCAUUCAGGAGAUGCUACCUUAGUACUACCACCUCAAGACUUAAACGACGAAACUUUAAUGAAGAUCGAAAACAUUACGAAAGCUAUUGGAUCAGCCUUAAAUGUUACUGGCCCAUUUAAUUUACAGCUGAUCGCGAAAGAUAAUCAAUUGAGGGUGAUAGAAUGUAAUCUACGGGUAUCUAGAUCCUUUCCUUUUGUUUCCAAAACUGUCGGGCAUAAUUUUGUGGCUAUUGCUACAAAGGUAAUGAUGGGAAUACCUAUUGAAGAGUUUGUUGGCUAUCAAGUAUGUGAUCGUAUCGGAGUCAAGGUUCCUCAAUUCUCAUUUUCGCGCUUAGCUGGAUCUGAUGUGAUGCUAGGUGUUGAAAUGGCUAGUACUGGAGAGGUUGCAUGUUUUGGUGAAGAUCGAUAUGAAGCCUACCUUAAGGCGAUGAUUAGUACAGGAUUUAAGAUUCCUAGGAAGACUGUACUAAUCUCUAUCGGAAGUUAUAAGUCCAAAUUAGAAAUGCUUCGUAGCCUCCAAAUUUUGGAAUCGUUGGGAUAUAAAUUAUAUGGCACCCUUGGUACUCAAGAUUUUUAUGCGCAACAUAAUAUUACUAUGGAAGUUGUUGAGUGGCGUUUUGAUGAUUUGGGUAGUGAAGACUCUAGCAGUCUCGGGAAGUACUUAGCGCAAAAUAAAUUCGAUAUGGUCAUUAAUCUACCAAUGAGAUCUGGUGGCAGCCGAAGAGUGUCUUCUUUUAAUACCCUCGGCUAUCGUACACGCCGCUUAGCGGUAGACUAUUCUAUUCCUUUAAUUACGGACAUAAAAUGUGCAAAGCUGUUAAUUGAGUCACUAUAUCGUAUUGGUGGAGCUCCUUCUAUCAAAACCAACAUUGACUGUAUUACAUCCCAUCGUUGUCUUCGAUUACCUGGUCUUAUCGAUGUUCAUGUCCACGUAAGAGAGCCUGGAGCUACACAUAAAGAAGACUUUAAAACUGCUACUGCUGCAGCACUUGCUGGCGGUAUUACUGCCAUUUGUGCGAUGCCAAAUACAAAUCCACCUGUAAUCGAUAUUGAUUCUUUUGAGUAUACGAAAAAGCUUGCUCAGCAAAGUGCAAGAUGUGAUUAUGCUCUAUACGUUGGUGGAAGUACAACCAAUGCUGAAAUAUUACCGGAAGUUGGUGACGCCGCUGUUGGAUUAAAAAUGUAUUUAAAUGACACGUAUACAUCUUUGAGAUUGGACUCUGUUGCUGAUUGGAUGAAGCAUUUCGAAAAUUGGCCAACACAUUUGCCGAUUGUAGCACAUGCUGAAGCUCGAACAACCGCUGCAGUACUACUUUUAGCCCAAAUAUAUAAUCGUCCUGUUCAUAUUGCCCAUGUUGCACGGAAGGAAGAGAUUCUUGUUAUCAAAGCUUGUAAAGAACGUGGUAUGAACGUCACGUGUGAAGUCGCUCCUCAUCAUUUGUUUCUUACAGAAGAUGAUGCAGAGCGCAUAGGGCUAAAACGAUCGAAGGUCAAGCCCCAACUGUGCUCUAAGGAUGAUCAACAGGCAUUAUGGGAUAAUUUUGAUAUUAUUGACUGUUUCGCCACCGAUCACGCUCCCCAUACAAUCGAAGAGAAAGACUCAGAAAAUGGACCACCUGGCUUUCCUGGUUUAGAAACAAUGUUACCUUUGCUUUUAAAUGCUGUACACCAAGGCAGGUUAACGGUUGAGGAUAUCGUGGAAAGAUUAUAUACAAAUCCAAUGAAAAUAUUUAAUUUACCUGAACAAAAGGAUACCUACAUAGAAAUUGAUAUAGACGAAUCUUGGACUAUUCCACAGUUAAUGCCUCAGACAAAGUCAAAGUGGACACCUUUUGCGGGUAUGCAAGCCAAAGGUGUCAUCCGUCGUGUUGUACUUCGUGGAGAAGUUGCAUAUAUUGAUGGAAAAGUCUUAGCAGCCCCAGGUUAUGGUAAAGAUCUUAAGGAAGCUCAACGACAACCAACUCCUGGGUUUCAACAUCGUGACCACCGUCCUCAGUCGCCUGUUCGAUCUGAUCGGAUACCGAAACGAAUCCAUCGUUUAACUGAUGGUGCAGGUAAUUACUAUAUCUAUAUUAUUUCGACGAUAGGGCCAAGUAGCGCACCGUCAAAAUUUCCGAUUAACUUACCUGCUUCAAGCUUUCCCAGUGAUACUGAAAUGCCGUUUUCUGGUUCUGUUUCUAUAUCAAACUCGGAUUUCUACGGUCAUAGUAUAGUUUCGGUAUCUAUGUUUACGCGUGAAAAUCUACAUACCUUAUUUAACCUUGCACAUGAAAUGAAAGUCGCUACAGAGAAAUAUGGAAAGAUAAAUGUAUUGGCGAAUAAGGUCAUGGCUUUGAUGUUUUAUGAAGUCAGUACCAGGACAUCUAGUUCAUUUACAGCCGCGAUGCAGAGAUUGGGAGGAAGUAUUGUAUCAAUUUCGAGCAAAGAUUCUUCUGCUAAGAAAGGGGAAUCAGUGGAAGAUUCAGUUCAUGUCAUGGAAUCUUACUGUGAUUUAGUCGUCUUGAGACACCCUGAACCCGGAAUUGUAAAAAGGGUUGCUGCAAUAGCAACUAAACCUAUCAUUAAUGCUGGUGAUGGGAUUGGAGAACACCCAACUCAAGCACUCCUGGAUGUAUUUACUAUAAGAGAAGAAAUCGGUACAGUCAACGACAUCACGAUUACAAUGGUUGGCGAUUUAAAACAUGGAAGGACGGUUCAUUCUUUGGCAAGAUUAUUAUCUUUAUACCGUGUAAACUUGAGAUAUGUUUGCCCACCGUCAUUAAAAAUGCCUGAUGAUGUUAUAUCGGAAUUAAAUGGGAAAGGCAUUCCUCAGAAAUACUUCAAUUCCAUUGAGGAAGCUCUUCCAGAAACAGAUGUAUUGUAUAUGACACGGAUCCAAGCGGAGCGCUUUCCAAAUGUUGAAGAAUAUGAAAAGGUUUUCGGUAGCCAUGUUUUGACACCUGAAGUUCUCAACCAUGCUAAGGAGAAAAUGGCAAUCUUACAUCCACUGCCUCGUGUGAAUGAAAUAAGCAUUGAAGUAGAUUCGGAUCCACGUGCGGCGUACUUUCGACAGGUCGAAUAUGGAAUGUACGUAAGAAUGGCCCUACUUGCGCUUAUAGUUGGAAAGAACUGA